GAUUAAUCGUCAUAAUAAUAAUAGUAAUAGUAAUAAUUGUUUUGUUGUUACCACUAUUGGCACUUAUAUUCACGUCUUGUUAUUGUCGGCAGUCGGCGGUGCGCACGUACUGACGAGAUGCGUCUGUCGCAGCGCUAUAAUUACGUGUCGACGUCGGUCCGUGGAUUAAACGAUUCGUCAGCGGGGGCCGCUCUACGAUUACACCGAUACGACGCGAUCGAGACAAUGUCGUCGGACCGCCGAAAUGCCUAAGAACGUUUUCGUCACGCGCAGUUUGUCUGAAAAUCAGUCGUCGUUUCGUUAAAAUUUCCGAGCAAGUCGCGACAGAGCGUAUACCGUGGACCACCGAUUCGUUUUAGGUAGGCAGCUGCCCGCCGCCGUCCGGUAUUACACUGCUAUAAUUAUAUGAUAAUAUAAUAUAGUGAUCGUCAUAUUAUUUUCCAUCGUAUCUACCGAACACCCGACGGUUUUAAUCCCGCCUUUUCGUUCAAGUCCUUGGCCGUUGAGUGGUAGUGGCUUUUAUUUUCAUUUUUAAUACGCCAUAUCUGUCGAUCGACAAUAAAUUUCACUCAAAAUGAUUUCAAAGGAAACAAUAUUCAUGUACACGGCUUCUGCAAUAGUUGUUCUGUUUACAGCCGUGUAUUUAUAUUAUAGAAAUAUAUACAGCUACUGGAAGAAAAUGGGAGUGUAUCAUUUGGAACCAACGUUUUUUUUUGGAAAUGCUAAGGAUCGUGUUCUUUUCAAAAAAUCAUUUCACGAGUUUCACAGAGACUUGUACUUCAAGUUCAAAGGACAUAGAUAUGCUGGAUAUUAUCUCGGACGCCGAGCAUCAUUAAUUAUCCUUGACCCAGACAUUAUCAAAUGUAUUAUGAUUAAAGAUUUUAAUCAUUUUACGGACCGCCAAACAAUGAAAUUUCGAACAUCAGAAUAUAUUACUGAAAUGUUGAUUAAUCUUAAAGGUUCCAAAUGGAAACGAAUGAGAGGUCAAUUAACACCAGCAUUUACUUCAGGCAAACUUAGAACUAUGGAGCAUCUCGUGGAUAUUUGUUGUAAUAAUAUGAGCGAUUUUUUAAAUGAAAAUAUCAAAAGUGAACAAGGUUAUGAUUUGGAAAUGAAAGAUUUUUUUGGCAAAUUCACCUUGGAUGUUAUUGCAACUUGUGCGUUUGGAGUGGAAUCAAAUUCAUUGAAAGAUGAGAACGGUGGUUUUGCCAGUCGUGUAUCUAAAUUUGCUAGCUUAAGUAUUAUGAAACGUCUAUCCCUCUACAUAGUACUACUCUUUAUGCCUGGUAUUGCACGAUUUGUACCAUUAUCUUUUUUUAAUAUGGAAGUGAUACAUUUCUUAGCUAAUGUGAUCAAAGAAGCAAAAAAAUGCAGACAAUCCACUGGACAAAAGCGAAACGAUUUCUUGCAGUUAUUACUGGAUAGUGAAACUGAUUUAGAUAAAAAUGAUAAAAACAAAUCAAAAGACGAUGUAUUGACGGAAGCUCAAGUGGUUGCUCAAUCUAUAUUGUUUUUGAUUGCUGGAUUUGAGACUUCAAGUACAUUGUUAACUUUCACAUGUUAUGAGUUGGCAAUAAAUCAAACGAUACAGGUUAAAUUAAGAGAAGAAAUAUGUUCAGUCUUAGAACGAUACAAUGGCAAAUGCUCUUAUGAAGCCAUGCAAGAAAUGCCUUUGUUAGACAUGGUAUUAAUGGAAACCUUAAGAAUGCAUCCACCUGUAGCACAAUUAGAACGUGUCAGUACUCAAGACUAUGUGGUGCCCGAUUCCAACUUAUUACUGAAAAAAGGCAUGACUGUUCAAAUACCUGUCAUUGGGUUACACUAUGAUCCAGAAUAUUAUCCAGAUCCUUAUAAAUUUGACCCAAAUCGAUUUUCUCCAGAAGAGAAAGCUAAACGUUCACAUUAUGUAUUUUUACCGUUUGGAACUGGACCAAGAAAUUGCAUUGGUCUACGGUUUGCUUUAAUGAGUACGAAAAGAGGAAUGGUACAUCUCUUAAAAGACUUUUCAAUUGAUCUGAGUAACCAAAUGACUGUGCCUUAUGAAUACAGCAAACAUUCAAUGCUGCUUAAGGCAAAGGAUGGUAUAAGGCUGUCAUUCAAUAAAUUAUUCCAUCUCUUCAGAAAUAUGCACAAGAAAGAAUACAUUUUGAGCGUUCAGGUGAAUAUCUUAUUCGAAGAAUACCCAAUAUUUCUGAGCAACAACCUUCAUGAAUUGCUGAUGAUCGGUGAUUGAGCUGUGAUUACAGAUCUACCAAACUGUACUAAAAGACUUUGUAAAUAUUUUAUUAAACGAAUAUUUAUUACAA
Molecule: messenger RNA, 2306 nt
Organism: Rhopalosiphum maidis (corn leaf aphid)
Lineage: Eukaryota; Metazoa; Arthropoda; Insecta; Hemiptera; Aphididae
Product: cytochrome P450 6k1-like
Exons: 9
Coding region: 575-2233 (552 amino acids)
Molecular function (GO): iron ion binding; monooxygenase activity; oxidoreductase activity, acting on paired donors, with incorporation or reduction of molecular oxygen
Source: RefSeq, a predicted model, not a curated record